AAUAUUUAACAUCCAUUUAUCUAGACAGGUAAUAAACGUCAUUAAAAAUGAAUACAAAAAUAAAUCUAUUGAAAUAAAUGUUAGACUGAAAAGGGAAUAUCGGAAACCACCUUUAAUUUUAAUUGAAAUAACAAUUUCUACAAAUAUUUGCAAGUUGACGACAUGUCAUCGAAAAUAUCAUCAACAAGGGAAAUCAGUCUGAAGAAAGUUUUACUAGAAGAAUCGGAAUCAGAAGAUGACGAAGAAAGCUAUGAUAAAGUUGUAAUUACAGAGAAACUUUUCCAAAAUUAUGAUGGGAAUAAGAAUGACGUUUCCAGAAUCGUGGAACUUGUGGAGAAUGGAGAAGUAGACUGUUUAAUAUGUAUUCGAAGAGUGAGAAGUGACAGUAAAAUAUGGAAUUGUAGUAACUGUUACUGCACAUUCCAUCUUUUGUGUAUUCAAAAGUGGGCAAAUGACUCAAUAAGCCAAAAGCGAUUGUACUUUGAGAAUCAACCUUUGGGAUAUUACAAUAAUGCGGGUGUGUAUAUACCUAGGAAAGAGUCUUCUAUUUAUUGGGAUUGUCCUCAGUGUCGUCUUCAGUAUACUGACAUUCCGAGGGUUUACGAAUGUUACUGCGGAAAGGAACGCGAUCCAUUACCACAACCAUUUCUAAUUCCACACUCUUGUGGUGAAGUCUGCGGUAGACCAUUAAAUAAUCCUCAAUGUGGACAUGUUUGUUACUUAUUAUGUCACCCAGGACCCCAUCCAACCUGCCCACAAAUUCUUCAAAAGUCUUGUGAAUGUGGGAAAUCUCCAAUAAAAUCGAUUCGUUGUUCUCAACAAUAUUGGAGUUGUAACAACAUUUGCUUAAAGAAACUAAGUUGUGGUCACAAUUGUGGAGGGAUUUGUCAUAAAACUUGUCCACCAUGCAAUAAAUCUAGUGUAAGAUUUUGCUUAUGUCGCGGUAGUUCAAAAGAAAUCAAAUGUAAGCAGGAAUUUUGGAGCUGUCAGAAAGUGUGCAAGAAAAUUCUAUCUUGCGAUGUUCAUCUUUGUGAAAAAAAGUGUCAUGAAGGUGACUGCGGCUCUUGCAUUUAUGGAUUGAAACGUUCAUGCUUUUGUGGUAAACAAUCAUUCAUAUCGGAAAGUUGCGGGAAUUUCACAAUAGAAUCAUGUGGCGAUACUUGUUUAAAGCCUCUUGCUUGUGGUAAUCCGAAACAUUUGUGUUAUAUGAGAUGUCAUAAAGGAGAAUGCGACACUUGCAAGGAAUUAAUCGAGAAAAAUUGUCGUUGUGGUGCAAUAACGAAGAAAUAUCCGUGCUCGAAAGAACUUUUAUGCGAGACUAAAUGUAAGAACAUCAAAAGCUGUAAAAAGCAUAAUUGCAAUCGUAAAUGUUGCGUUGAGUGUUUGCCAUGCGAUAGAAUAUGCUCAAAAACACUUUCUUGCGGUAAACAUAAAUGCAAUGCUUUAUGUCAUGGUGGGAAUUGCUAUCCAUGUUCAAUUAAAAAACAGAUAAAAUGUCGAUGUGGAGCCACAAGUGUUUCUGUAGUCUGUGGACGAAAGAAUCGAAUUCCAAAAUGUCGAGAAACCUGUAAGUUACCUUCAAAGUGUCAUCACGAUCCUUCACCACAUAAAUGUCAUUUUGGCGAGUGUCCACCAUGUACACAAACUUGCGAUGAACUUCUACCGUGCUCGCAUAAAUGUUUAGCAAACUGUCAUGACUUUGUUAAAGUCGUUAAAAAAGAUAAAAGUUUUAUCCCAAAACUUCCUGGUGAAAUUGCUGAGCAGAUAGUGGAGAUGAAGAAAAUUGAUCAUCCGCAAUGUUUUACAAAAGUCCAACUUGAGUGCCUUGGAGGUCACGAAAUUGUACAUAUGAAGUGUCACGAAGCAAAAGUCUUUUCUUGUGGCAGAUCCUGCAACCGAAAAUUGGAAUGUGGAAAUCAUUUUUGUCAGUUAAAUUGCCAUUCAGUAAACGAACCAAAGAGUGAAAAUCAAGAUGCAAAUUGUGAAGAUUGUGACAAGCCAUGCGAGUUCGAGAGAUUUUGCCCGCACCCAUGUCAAAAUCCAUGUCAUCCAAACGCUUGCAAGAAAUGCCGCAUUCAAGUCAAAACAAAAUGUUUCUGUGGAUUGAAUGAUGCUUAUUUUCGUUGCUGUGAUGUUUUUAAAAAGGGUUUGAAUAACGAUGAAAUCGAUAAUUUGAAAGCUAAAUAUUUAUCGUGUGGCUUGAGAUGUAUUAAAAAUUAUUCUUGUGGUCAUCAAUGUGUUGCUGUUUGUCAUAAUGGAGAAUGUCCCGAUGAAGAAUUUUGCAAGAAAAAAGUUAAACUAAUAUGUGAAUGCAAAACAAGGAAAAUUGAAACAACAUGUGACAAAGUAAGAGCCGAAAAGCUUCACAUUCUUCCAUGCGACGAAACUUGUGAGGAGAAAAGAAAGAAAGCUGAAGAAUUGAAAGAUAUUGAGCGAAAAAAACAGGAAGAGUUGGAAGCUGAGAGAAACAGACAGGAACUUGAAGCAUAUGAAAAGAAAAUUGGCGGCAGAAAACACCGAGAAAGAAAGCCGAGAUUUAUUGAAGAAGAAAAGUCAAAUAAGAAUGUUGUUUAUAUCUUGAUUGUAAUUUCGGCAGUUGUUGCUGUUGUCAUAGGAUAUUUAAUGACAAGUAUGUAGAUCUAAGAAAAUAUCUGAAAUAGAUUUCUUUAAUUCUUUUUUAAUAUA
This is a messenger RNA of Clunio marinus, 2685 nucleotides long. NCBI's taxonomy places the organism in Eukaryota, Metazoa, Arthropoda, Insecta, Diptera, Chironomidae. The record is from the annotation of a GenBank genome assembly.